Messenger RNA from Aethalodelphis obliquidens (Pacific white-sided dolphin), 4158 nucleotides. It is a transcript of the gene CAPN12, whose product is annotated as calpain 12. Gene Ontology annotation, molecular function: calcium-dependent cysteine-type endopeptidase activity; calcium ion binding. The record is from RefSeq and is a predicted model, not a curated record. Gene Ontology annotation, cellular component: cytoplasm. NCBI's taxonomy places the organism in Eukaryota, Metazoa, Chordata, Mammalia, Artiodactyla, Delphinidae. Gene Ontology annotation, biological process: proteolysis.
AGAGAGAUGGAGACAGCGGGAGAUACAGAGAGAGAUACAGGUACAGAUAAACAAAAAAUGGAGAAAGACAAAAGGAGACCAGAGAGAUGGACAGAGACAGUGAGGUCAAGAUAGAGAAGAGAGAUAACAAUGGCAGGCAGAGAGAGAAACUUUCAGAUGGAGAGACAGAGAGAGAGAGAUACAGCAGUAAAGAUAACUCCCUCCAGGAUAAAGCAGGCUAUAAAAAAGGCAGAUCAAAGGCACUAAAAAAAAAAAAAAAAAAAGAUGCCUCUCUCCCCAUCCCUGCCCUUCUCAACCCCACAGAGGGAGGCCUGCAGGGACAAGCUGGUGGAGAUGCACCGCCCACACUGACCUCCUUCUAGGCACUCCCACAGCAGCAGCCGGUCCUCCUUCAGCUCUGCCCACCUUCCCUCCUGCUGCUGGCCAAGCCCAUUAAGCUGCUACCCUGGCCACAGCUGAAGGCCCCACGCCCUGAGGAGGAAAACACUGAAGAGGCAUCCUUGCUCCCUGCACACCAAACCAUCAAUUAGUAUUAACGAGGGAAGGUUCCUCUCUGCCUAAAGACCCCCAUCUGGGCUCAGAUGGAGGGGAGGUCCCACCCCCAUGACUCAGGAGGUUAAAGGGCCUAGAUCCGGCCUGUGAGCCCACAGUGUCCGGAUGGCGUGUGGCAGAAAGAGAGUCACCAUCCAGCUGGUGAACCAGGAGGCAGGGCCUGGAACCAAGGGCCCAAAGCCCUCUCGGGGCCAGAACUACAAAGCAAUCCAAGCAGCCUGCCUGGAUGAGGGGAUCCUGUUCCGAGAUCCCUAUUUCCCUGCUGGCCCUGAUCCCUACUUCCCUGCUGGCCCUGAUGCCCUUGGCUAUGACCAGCUGGGGCCCGACUCGGAGAAGGCCAAAGGGGUGGAAUGGAAGAGGCCCCAUGAGUUUUGCGCUAAGCCCCAGUUCAUCUGUGAGGACAUGAGCGGAACAGACGUGUGUCAGGGGAGUCUGGGUAACAGCUGGUUUCUUGCAGCCGCUGCCUCCAUCACUCUGUACCCACGACUCCUGUCCCAGGUGGUCUCCCCAGGACAGGGCUUCCAAGACGGCUAUGCAGGCGUCUUCCACUUCCAGCUCUGGUAGUUUGGCUGCUGGGUGGACGUCGUGGUGGACGACAGGCUGCCUGUGCGUGAGGGGAAGCUGAGGUUCGUGCGCUCGGAUCAGAGGAACGAGUUCUGGGACCCACUCCUGGAAAAGGCCUAUGCCAAGCUCCAUGGCUCCUACGGGGUGAUGCGAGGCGGCCACAUGAAUGAGGCUUUCGUGGACUUCACAGGCGGUGUGGGCGAGGUGCUCUACCUGAGGCAGGACACUCCAGGCCUCUUCUCUACCCUGCGCCAUGCCCUGGCCGAGGGGUCCCUCGUGGGAGCCGCUGCCCUGAGUGAUCGGGGCGAGUACCGUACAGAAGACGGGCUGGUGAAGGGACAUGCAUAUUCAGUCACAGGCACACACAAGGUGUCACGGGGCUUCACCAACGUGCGUCUGCUGCGGCUGCGGAGCCCACAGGGCCGAGUGGAGUGGCCUGGGGCCUGGAGUGAUAGAUGCCCAUGCUGGGACGUGCUCCCCGCUGAGUGGCGAGAUGCCUUGCUGGUGAAAAAGGAGGAUGGUGAGUUCUGGAUGGAGCUGCAGGACUUCCUCUGCCACUUCGCCACCAUCCAGGUCUGCUCGCUGAGCCCUGAGGUGCUGGUCCGCAGCCCGGCUGGAGGCGGCAGGCACAUCCACACCUUCCAAGGCCACUAGGUACGCGGCUUCAACUCUGGCCGGGGCCAGCCUCGUGCCAAAACCUUCUGGACUCACCCCCAGUUCCGGCUGACGCUGCUGGAGCCUGAGGAGGAGGACGAGGGGUCCUGGGAGGGCUGGGGGGCAGCAGGAGCGCAGGGCCCCACUGGGGGGCGCACCCCCAAAUGCACUGUGCUUCUGUCACCCAUCCAGCGCAACCGGCGGCCCCUGAGGGCCCAGGGCCUCACAUACCUGACUGUGGGCUUCCACGUGCUCCAGAUCCCAGAGGAGCUGCUGGGACUGUGGGACUCCCCGCGCAGUCGCGCGCUCUUGCGGGGCCGGCUGCGCGCCGACCGCUCGCCCUUCUGUGCCUGCCGCGACGUGAGCCACCGCUGCCGCCUGCGCCCCGGCCACUAUCUGGUGGUACCCAGCGCCCGUGCCGCCCGCGCCGCCCGCGCCGCGCGGGACUUCACGCUGCGCGCGUUCUCCGAGCGCCGCCACACCGCAGUGGAGGUAGAUGAUGUGAUCAGCGCCGACCUGCGUGCCCUCAUGGUCCCCUACAUUCCCCUGGACCUAGAGAUGCAGCAGCUGUUUCAGGAGCUGGCAGGAGAGGAGGAAGAACUCAGUACCCCUCAGCUCUAGACCUUAUUAAGUAUUGCCCUGGAGCCUGCCAGGGCCCAUGCACGGACUCCCAGAGAAAUCGGGCUCAGGACCUGGGAGCAGCUGCUGCAGCGUUUUGGGCAUGGGCGAAGCCUCGACCUGUACCACUUCCAGCAGCUCUGGGGCCACCUCCUGGAGUGGCAGGCCACAUUUGACAAGUUCGAUGAGGACGCCUCCGGAACCAUGAACUCCUAUGAACUGAGGCUGGCCCUGAACGCAGCUCAGAGGCGGCCUCCCCCGGGCUUCCACCUGAACAACCAGCUGACCCAGGCCCUCACUAGCUGCUACCGGGACAGCCAUCUGCGCGUGGACUUCAAGCACUUGGCGUCCUGCGUGGCCCAGCUCAUCUGCCUCUUCCGCCACUGCAGCCAGCACCUGGAUGGGGGCGAGGGGGUCGUCUGCCUGACCCACAGACAGUGGAUGGAGGUGGCCAUCUUCUAGGACCUCAGCCUGGGAGCCCUGCCUUUCCCUUCUCCCAGCCAGGACCAGGGUUUCCUCUACAGGAAGGGGGCUGAUGCCCUGAUGUUAAGCAGUGAUUCAGAACAUGGCCUUGGGAGCCAGCCUGCCUGGAGCUGACUUCCGGCCCCCCCACUCACCAGCUGGGUGACACUGGGCAAGUCACUGCACCUCUCUGGUAAACGGGCAUGGUAACAGCACCUUUCUCAUGCAGGCUGCACGAGUUAGCCCACGUUACACGCUUACAACAAUGCGUCACCUGGAGUGGGUCCCCAACAGCACUCCUACUUUCACACACUCAUGGGAACAGGGAUCGGGGCACUCCCACACCCCACCUCACUCUGGCAAGAGGUGCUCUAUCAUCGCUCUCCUAAGAAGUGGAGAACAGAUAGAAAAACAGAGGACACUGUAGGAAUCCUUCUUAAAAAUAUUACAUGUUUUAUUAUCCUGUCCCCAGAAGGGUGGUUUAUCCAGAAACCGAGAAAAAAAAUAAUCAAUCGGAAUAAACUCAAAAAAAAGGGGGGGGGGAGGUGGUGGAGUGAAACCAUCCACUAACAGGCAGCUAGGCCAGCAGCCCACCCUUCGCCUCGGGGGGGGGGGGGGUCCCCAGAGACCUACACCGAUGGCAGACAUCAGAGAAAUCAGUAAGGGGCUGGGGGAGGGGAGCAAAUCAGCUAUGUCUUCAUUAUGAGAGCAAGAGGCGGCGAAGAUAUGCUGCUAGGUGAAUAUAUAUUUAUAUAAUAAAUCCGUAAGUUAAUAAAGUAAAUAGUAAUUCUCUGAAAGUUUUUUUUCAUAGUUUUUUUUUUUUGUGGAUUUUUGUGUGUUUUUUUUGUGUGUGUGUUUUUUUUCUUUUUUUCUUUUUUUGCCGGUGGAGGGGGUCCUUAGAAAAUCUGAGAGAUACGCAGGUCCAGACAAAGCAAGGUGGGGGCUGGCUGGGGGUGAGGGUGGGAGGCUGGUCUGCCCAACCCCACUCCUGGUGCAGAAGAGGGGGGACUGAGCUGAACCCCCUCAUCUCCUGGCGAUGCCAAGUGAGGGGAGGGGACAAGGGAGCAGGGAGCAGGCUGGUCCUCUUUCCUGCCGGGCAGCUGUGGCACCCUCUACGGGGCCCAUCGCAGGCCCGGGCGGUUCCUGGACAAGGCACGUCGGGCUUUGGCCUGGAUGUGGGAGGCCUUGAAGGGACCUCAGGGGAGAAGAAAUGGACCAGGGGGGUGGUGAGGGGUGGGCGUUUCUAGGGCUUGGAGGGGGCCUGUUUUACUGUGAGGAUCCACUGUCCCCUCCACAGAGUUAAAAAAA